GAGGGCUGUUUUUCUGUUGCGUUACUGUUGACUAGUGUUCGUUGUGAGUUCAUAGUAAAGGACAAGCAAGCCGUAACUCAGUAUACAACGCCUAGGUUUUAGUGCAACAUUCAAAUGUUGAGUAUAUAUGAAGCUCUGGGAAAACCACUUCGUUGCACUGAAAACGUCUUAAAUGGUUAGUAGCAUCGCCUGAAUCUUUACUCUAAACUGUCUAUUCACGGAGGCUGUUUUUUGAUUUGUCAGCAGCUGGAUAAACGGUAAGACUAUAAUUUAUGGGCAGCUUUUGAGCGAUGCCAGUCUGACCUUCAGGGUGUCCACCUAAUAAUCAGAACCAAAUGAGGGUUAUAAACCCGUGUAAGGAGUUAAAAUUAAGAUUUACAGUUGACGAUUAAGGUUAGAAAUUAAAAUCAGGGAUUUCAUCAUGGACUGACAUGAGCUAUAAUGCCAAAUUUAUUUGUCCUGAUGAAUGGGUAAAUUUCGCGCCAAAAUGCGAGAUUUGUUGUCAUACACGUAAUUGUUUCGUAUCCAAAUUAUAGUGCCGUCGUAAUCCCAUUCUCUUCGUUCUGGGAAAUUUUGGGGUCUUUGUGCCACUUCCUCAGGGUCUUCGGUGCGGCUCCCUUAAAAAGGACAAAAUUUUCUCAAAAAUAGUGGGAUUAAUGUGUGUUACGGUGACAAGUUUAAAUAGUUUGCAUGACCUAGUGGAGUUUUAAGGGUUGCAGAGUUGUAUGUAAAAGUUCAUGUAAUGCCAUUCGAAGUUAUUUUUCAGCAUGUGGUAUUGUGUUUCUGAUAUUUCAUUUGUUUUUUAUUUUGCGUCAUAUCUCCGCUUGAUAGAAGUCAGUUUUUACAUUGAGUAGAGGGAGUUCGCUAGUCAAGAACUACCAACCUAUUAUUAAAAUCCACCUAAACCUAGUAGGAUUGUGUUUCAGGCUCUUCGAAAUGGUAAGAGAAUUUAUUUCACGUCUCAUGGACCACGUCCAUAAUCACGUUUGUUUUAGAGCAUAAAUUUGCCUCCUUACAUAACAUCUUACAUACAUCAUGCAUAUAUUUUUUUAUCAAGGCCAUCAUCGCUGUAGGUAGGAUUGUCAAUUUAUCCGAAUAGCCAAAGAAUAUUUUCUGUACGGUAAACUAAAGAUAGUUUAAAUAUUUCUGUAGAAUUACUUUACCACAGUGCAUGUUUACAAUAAAUAAAGCUUGCAAUUUUUGUUAUAAGUUUGUGCCCAAACAGCUUGAUGUGAUAUUUCCUUAUAACAAGUAGCGUUGAGCCUUUCCUUGAGAAAUUAUAAUUUCCAAGUUCACAUUAAAUUUACUGUAUGCAUCAAAAGGACCCUAUUAUCUGGAGGCUAAUCAGAUCUCAGUACCAAUAUUCACUAAACAUCAGAAAGUUUAAUUUAUCAGUUCAUUCAAAUGUUUUGCAUAAGAGUUAGUGGAUUAUAUACCAAUGUUAUCCGCUGAAUGCUGUAUUAAUUUAAUCGGCCAAGCAUUUUUUCAACUUUAUUGACCACACUUAAAUCAAUAACUUAAUGUCACAGUUAUUUAAAAAAGUAAUUAUGAACAGUAAUUCACUCAUUGUCAUCGCUUAUAGCUUUAUUUUUUUCUUCAUAUCCUAUCGUUUAUAGGGCAGUUUGUUUGUCAAAUGUUUUAAAUAAUUAGCGUGAAUUUCUGUGAAUUCCUCGGAUAACAGCCAAUUUACAUUUUGAUAAAAUGAUGUUCUACCAGAAAAUUGGUGGUGAAAGUUAUUUCAUUGAUAGUGUUACACACAACAGCUUUAUGUUAUUCAUCAUCUUACGUGAAUACAUCUGUUCAUUAAUGAUGUCAGAUAACUCUGAGGAUCAAAUACAGUGUAGUAAUUCAAAAGAUACAAUCACUUUGUAUAUGUUAAUGUAUGAAAUGUUAAAGGUUAGUUGAUUGUUAUUUUAAUAGGCUUUUUUUUGAGGAAAAUAUUGGUAAUCCAUUUGACAUGUUGAAAUGCAAUUCGCAAGAUGUACGUAUUCCUGCGUAUUUAAAACCAUUGAUUCGAGGCCGAAUUGAAAGACUACGCAAUUACUACGAGGCUGUUGCGUACACAAAUUUGUCGACAUUUAAAAAUCUAAUCUUUGCAAAGUCAUCGAAUGUUGACAAUGAAAUUGAUGACGAUGACGAUGAAGAUAGUGGUGAUGGCGGGGGUGAUAUUAAUCAAAAUAGUAAUAGAAGAAGAUUUCUUUUAACUAAAGACAGCGUUUUUGGUUUAUUUAUAAGAAAAUUUUCACUUGGUAUUUAUUCUCAAAGUUUUGAAAAAAUAAUACAAUUCUUUGAUUCAUUCUUUGAUGCCUAUGAUCAUGAAUUAUGUUCUAUAUCAAAUCUUGAUACUGACGAUUUAAUUGUACAAAAAUUUGCUCAUUCAUUCACAAGAGAUCAAUAUUUAAUAUCAACUCGUAAUCAAGCUUUAGAUGUCUGUUCAGAAAUUAUUGAUUCUAUUGGAAAAAUUGGUGGACGUCCUAAUCUUAAUCUACAAAAAUACAAUGAACUUUUAUUGUUAGCUAAAAAAAUGUAUCCUGAAGUAUCAUAUACCCAUUAUGCCUCACACGUAUAUGCUUUGCAUAAACGAAAUCUUACCAUGGCUGAAAAUGAAUUACAUGCAUACUUUGAAACAUGUAUGGCAUCGGUACAAAGUCCAGAAAUAUCAUUAACAACAUCAACAUUUUCUGGAGCCGGUACAGUAUCGACAACUACAACAGCAACAACAACAACAGCAGGACAAGGAACGAUUACAUCAUCAGUGUUAACUCCACCUAUUAAUUCUAGUAAUACUUGUGCACAUAUGGCAGUGACUGGUGCUGCAAUGCAUUUAAAUUUCGGUCAUUGGUAUAAAGGAAAAUGUUUGAUUAAGGAAGCACUUCAAAAAUCGCUAGAAAGUGAAUCGAAAGAUUCCCUUGGUCAUGUUAAAGUCACACAUACUUUAUUAAAUUCAAGUACUGAUCCAUUUCGUUAUGAUAAUGAAGUACCUAUGAAACAAUCAUUUAAAUUAAAUGAUGUUACAUUAACGGAAUUUCGUACAAAAUUUUGGAAUGCAUUAGAUACAGGAUCAGAACCAUAUAAACUAUUAACUGUUUACUUCAAUUCAGUGAAUACAAUAUCUCAUGCAUAUUUUACUGUUUGUCAAUUGGAUUUAGCUACAAUGUGGCAAUUUUAUGGUUAUCCAAAUAUGGCCACUGUAUUGAUGCAGUGUAUAAUUAAUGCAGAUUGUUUAGAACCAUGUCGUUAUUCUGAUACUGUAUUAGCUAAUGCUUUUGCAAACAUUAUAAAAGAGUUUAAUUCUAUGGGAUCAAUUGAGACAGCAUUAAAAUUAUCUAAAAUAUGUCGAUCUAUAUUGUGUCGUUUUCCAAAUCAAUCACCUUUAUUACAAGCUAGUAUGGAAGUUGAACUAGAACAACAUCUACGAUCUGGUUAUGAUUUAGCUCAAUGCGAUCGUUUAGUUAAUUCACUAAAACUUUAUUGUCCAUGGGAAGCUGCUAUAAGGCAAGCUGAAGUUGAACAAAAACGUGGCAAUGUAUCUUAUACACAUGAUAUUCUACGCUAUAUUAUUGAUAGUGUAAUAGCAAGACGUGAUCAUGACUGUGGAGUAUUACAACAAUCAGCGAAUAUGAAUAAUAAUAAUAAUAAUAAGUUAUUAUAUUCCAAUGAAUUAUGGAAUCAAACAAAACCAUUUUCCCAUUUAAUAUUGCCUACAUUUCCUGAACAUACUCCUGUUGGUGGAUUAUGUAAAUUAGCAUUGAUUGAACUACGUGCACAUUUAGCUUUAAUUGAAUUGUUGAUUACAUUAAAACUUUAUGUAUAUGCUUUCAAUGAGAUUGAUAUCACAAUCAAGUUAUGUAAACAUUAUCAAUUAAAUUUAGGUAUAGAAAUAAUUAAAUUAUUACAAUGUGCUAUACAUUUAUCCAUACAUAAUAAUAUAAUGAUUAAUACUAAUACUUAUACUAAUACUAAUGAUAUCCAUGACAACAAUACUAUAAUUGAUCAUAAUGUUAAUACAACUACUAUAUGGAUAUAUGAAUUGAAACAAAUCAAUUCUAAUGUUAUAAUUGAAUUAAAUAAUAGUUUACAAGAACUAUUACAUCGUACAGAUCAAUUAACAAAAUAUCGUUGUCAAGUAUUUUUAAGUCGUACACGACUUUUAAUUAAUAUUAAUGAGAAUAAUCAUUUAUUUAUUCAAAUGCAUAUAGCAGAACUUUUAAAAGCACUUAACUAUUAUCGACAAUUAGAUGAUAGAAAACGUAUACUUGAUAUUCUAGUAUUAAUGGCAACAGCAUUAAACUCAGUCAAUGAAUAUGUGAAACGAAAUGAAGUAUCUAAAUCAUUUCACAUAUUACGUGAACUAUUCGGUUUUAAAAGUUUACCUUCAAAUCGUUUCGUGGUUGAUAUUUUAUAAAUAAGAUGUAUUUUUAUAAUAAAUGUUAUUUAUAUAC
Schistosoma spindalis is the source of this 4442-nucleotide messenger RNA. Lineage: Eukaryota; Metazoa; Platyhelminthes; Trematoda; Strigeidida; Schistosomatidae. The record is from the annotation of a GenBank genome assembly.